UGUGUGUGUGUGUGUGUUGGGGGGGGGGGGUAAUCUCAGCGGCGCCACCUUAAAAAAACAGUCUCGCGGACCUGUCAAUCUGACGAACCAGACAGACCCUGGCUCGCGGCCCCGCUGUGAGAACUGCUACGUAAUUGGCCGAAAGCAGUAGUCCCUGUGAGACCUUGCCGCCUAUUGGCUGCAGCAUGUCGAGACACUGACGCGCACGACGUCUCCCCUGUAUUGUUAUUGUGGCGUGCGCGGGUGAACAGACAGGAUGCACGAGGAGACAGUAGGGCUGAUAAAAGGAUAAAACAACCGAGAAACAACAAGCUAGCGCAGCAAAACGUAUGAGAAAAAAACACUUGCUCGUUACAUUACAGGAAUUUGCAUCAAACAUUAGCCCUGUAAACGCAGAGCAAUACAUAGGUAGCCUAAUACAAAAGAGUAUUAAUACAGAUAGCCGCUCUAGUCAACACAUACAAUACGAACAGCUAUCUGAGUACAGCGAUCUUUCUGUCCAACUUCUUCUCUUCACUCUGGCUGAUGUGGACUGAUUCAGAGCUUGGACAUCAUGAUGCCAGUGAACUUUCUGGUCAUUCAUUGGCUGACCAACUUAAUACCAGCAGCAUCAUGUCAGUGAACCCUCCGAGCAGCAAUGACGCCUGCCUCAGCAUUGUCCACAGCUUAAUGUGCCACCGGCAGGGCGGAGAGAACGAGGGCUUCGCCAAGCGGGCCAUUGAGAGCCUGGUGAAAAAGCUGAAGGAGAAAAAGGACGAGCUGGACUCGCUCAUCACUGCCAUCACCACCAAUGGUGUCCAUCCCAGCAAGUGUGUCACCAUCCAGAGGACACUGGAUGGACGGCUGCAGGUGGCAGGAAGGAAAGGUUUUCCCCAUGUCAUUUAUGCACGGCUGUGGCGCUGGCCUGACCUCCACAAAAAUGAACUCAAGCAUGUCAAGUUCUGCCAAUACGCCUUUGACCUGAAGUACGACAAUGUAUGUGUCAACCCCUACCAUUAUGAGAGGGUGGUGUCACCCGGCAUCGUUGGCCUCAGCCUUCAAAAUACAGCAGCACCAGGUGGCCUGAUCAAAGAGGAAUACAUUCAUGACUGUAUACAGAUGGACCUCCCACCGGGCAUUCCUCUGUCUGACCACCAAGCAGCCCUGAAGCUUCCUCCUCCAGACCACUAUGGCCAGCCCUUGCCUCCCCCACAGCUGUCCUCUGAGCCCCAUGGACCCCCACCUGUCACCAGAUACACUAACCUGCCUGUCUCACCCAAAGUGUCGGCUGUCCCCGGCUCUAUGCUACCCCUGCAGGGCGGUCACGGUGACGGCCGUCUCCAAACUGCAUCUCCACAAGCUCAAAUUAUGACCCCGGCACCACGGCCUCCGACCCCAACCCAACCCCCUCCUCAGCAACAGGCUUCCCAGCAACCCCCCCACCCACAACAACCCUCCCUACCUCCUCCUCACUCGCAUGGACAGAACGGAUACAGCACCAAUAAACAGUCUCAGAGCCAGGCUGCCUUCCACACAGUUUGGACAGGCAGCAGCACAGCCUCCUACACUCCCAUUGGACCCCAGCAGAACGGCCGUGGUCACCAACAACCGCCUCUCCAUCACCCAAACCACCACUGGUCUCAGCAUCAUGGCUCAACUUCUUUCCCUCCUUCUGUGUCCAACCAUCCAGGACCAGAGUUUUGGUGCUCUAUCUCCUACUUUGAAAUGGACGUUCAGGUGGGUGAGAUGUUCAAGGUGCCCUCCAGCUGCCCUGUAGUAACCGUGGAUGGCUAUGUUGACCCGUCAGGUGGCGAUCGCUUUUGCCUGGGCCAGCUGAGUAACGUCCACCGCACAGAUGCAAGCGAGAGAGCCAGGUUGCACAUAGGGAAGGGUGUACAGCUGGAGUGUCGUGGUGAGGGCGAUGUGUGGAUGCGCUGUAUGAGCGACCACGCUGUGUUUGUACAGAGCUACUACCUCGACAGAGAGGCAGGCCGAGCACCAGGUGAUGCUGUGCACAAGAUCUAUCCUGGAGCCUACAUCAAGGUGUUUGACCUGCGGCAGUGCCACAGACAGAUGCAGCAGCAGGCAGCGACUGCUCAGGCUGCAGCUGCUGCACAGGCAGCCGCUGUGGCAGGAAAUAUACCAGGUCCAGGCAGUGUCGGAGGCAUUGCACCUGCAGUUAGUCUGUCUGCAGCAGCUGGGAUUGGUGUGGAUGACCUGAGGCGUCUGUGCAUCCUGCGGCUCAGCUUCGUGAAGGGCUGGGGACCCGACUACCCCCGGCAGAGCAUCAAACACACGCCCUGCUGGGUGGAGGUCCACUUGCACCGUGCUCUGCAGCUUCUGGAUGAGGUGUUGCACACUAUGCCAUUGGCAGACCCAGGGCCUGCUAACUAAGGACCAAGACCAUGUUAAAAUUCCAAUCUGGAUUCGAUGAAUGUGUUCACACAGACAGACAUGUUGCCAAAUAUGCUACAUAAUUAAUACACAAAGCAAAUCAAUGAAAAAUACACAGGAAACAUAAAUAACCAACAACACAUAUGCUUGUAACAAUCAAUGCACACAUCACUCAUGCUGCCUCACAUACAAACACACACAUGCACACACACUGCAACCAAAAUGUCUGUAGCCAAACAGACAUCAAAGUGCUGAUGUUUUUUCUAAUGCUUUAAUCUAAAGUGCAAGACAAGGUAGUUGGAGAUCCGAAGGUAAAUAUUCUGAUCAACUUGUCUCUGACCGAAAGACAUUUGUAUUCACUGCAGAAAUCCAGGGAUGUGUUUUAGAAAUCCAGUUCCCUAUAUGCAAUUUGGAUUUCUAAUUGUAGGAGUGCAUUCAUUCACACACACAGAUGUGUAAAAAGUUAUACAAGAGUGAGAAAACAUGUCAGAAAAAGAACUUCAACUGGAAAAUGUUGUUAGUAAAGUCACACUGAAUACAAACAGCAUUACAGUUCUCUUUAUGUCUUAUCAAAAACAACUGAUAUAGAAGUAUGUAUUAAGGAAACCAGUGUUAUGUCAUCUCUGUGCUUGUACUGUGCUCUUCACUGUACGUUGAUUGAAACUGUUAGCAUUGAUAUCUGGUUAGCCCUUCUAUUACACUCAGCUCAAGUUAUUUUAUUUUUGUACCAAAAGACUAAAAAGCCAAAAAUAUUUAGCUUUAAAGUAGUGUUGUUGUUAUUUGUAAUGAAACAGUGCUACCCUGUAUGUAACCAAAUGGUUGGUGUUAAUCACCAAGGCCAAUUUACCUCAUAACUACAGUGCAAAGUCACAAUUUAGUUUUCUGUCUAAAGCGCACACACUUUGUUCAUCACUAAAAGGCUGACGUCAAUCCAUGAAGAACUCGGAUAUGAUCCUGACCACAACACUCCCUAAGCUUUGUAUUUAUUUUGGUUUAUAAUGCACUGUGCUCGGAUGUGCAGUAGCAGUACUUGAUCAUUUAACGGAUACGUGUUACUGUGGAACAUUAGGUAUAUUCUACAGUUUUACAGCAGAAAGAAUCUUAAAGUAACGUGUUUUGCUUAAUGGAAAACAACCAUCAGAAGCUCCAGAGACAGAAACCUGAGUGCCUGUGUGUCUGUUCUCUAGUCUGAAUGCUGAGGAUUGCCCAAUCUCAACAUUUACACUCAGACUCGCAAACGUUGAGGUGCGUUCCUGUUAAAUCUGUGAGAGCUUAGAGCUGUCCCAUUGUCAAAUUGUCAAGUUCACAAUGGCCUUCUUGCCGACAUUUUGAACUCUUUAUGCACCCUUUCUGUAAGCCCGCAACUGUGCAGACUUCGCCUAAAGGGGAAUUACCCACAAUUGAUAGUGUUGUGAUGUUGCCGGGGAAGCCCAAAAGUAUUA
Messenger RNA from Etheostoma cragini (Arkansas darter), 3815 nucleotides. RefSeq lists its product as uncharacterized. Gene Ontology annotation, cellular component: heteromeric SMAD protein complex. NCBI's taxonomy places the organism in Eukaryota, Metazoa, Chordata, Actinopteri, Perciformes, Percidae. Bases 526 to 2373 code for a protein of 615 amino acids. The record is from RefSeq and is a predicted model, not a curated record. The transcript has 13 exons. Gene Ontology annotation, biological process: cell differentiation; SMAD protein signal transduction; regulation of transcription by RNA polymerase II. Gene Ontology annotation, molecular function: RNA polymerase II cis-regulatory region sequence-specific DNA binding; I-SMAD binding; DNA-binding transcription factor activity, RNA polymerase II-specific.